AUGGAAGAGGAGGAUGCGUCCAGAUUCAUUCCGAGCCCCAAAAAUACCCAAAAGGCAAAAACCAAACAAGAUGCCUUGAAAACAGGGACAUGGGUGGCCAUUUCCAUUUCCAUGCCCUUCUUCUUCUCCUCGCUUCUUCUAUUUUUGGCUUUGCCCUCCUCUCUCUUCUCUAGUAUAACACUUUUAGCUUUUGGUUUGGCCCUCCCAAGCCUCGGCCAUCUUGUUCUUCUCUCGGGCAAAUAA
Molecule: messenger RNA, 243 nt
Organism: Prunus armeniaca (apricot)
Lineage: Eukaryota; Viridiplantae; Streptophyta; Magnoliopsida; Rosales; Rosaceae
Source: the annotation of a GenBank genome assembly